This is a messenger RNA of Brassica rapa (field mustard), 1837 nucleotides long. RefSeq lists its product as uncharacterized. Lineage: Eukaryota; Viridiplantae; Streptophyta; Magnoliopsida; Brassicales; Brassicaceae. Gene Ontology annotation, biological process: protein transport. The record is from RefSeq and is a predicted model, not a curated record.
CACACAAAAGUCCUUAGCAUUUCCCUCUUCUUAAGUUGGUUUACUUUACUUCCCAUGAAGUUAUGGACUUCGUUUAAUAUUCUUGACUUAGUAUGUGCCAUGAUGCUUACUAUGAUGUCUCAUGUGGUCCAACCAUUACAUGUGGGGUACUUAUUUAACAUAAGUCCUAAUAAAACACUUUUAGUUUGACUAUAGAACUGAAUCUUAGGACAUUUCUUUGUUUAACUACCUUUUAAUACACCAAGAAAGAUAAGAUAAGAGCCAACAACGAUGUUUCUUGGAAGUUUACUGCUUAAGUGCUUGUAAGCCAAGUAGCUCUGGAUAAUUUAUUGAACUUGCUCACUAAGCUACAUAGAAUAAAUAAGAGACCAAAAAGAAAGGCAUUUCAAGAAAAGUCAUUCUUCUUUUGGACAAUAGAUAAUCUUUUCUCUUUAGUCUCUUCAGAAGAAACUUUUUGGUUCGUUUCUUUGCUUCAUAGCUUUUGUUAUAUUCUGAUUCUGGGAAUUACUUCGACUCUAGUCACUAAUCCACCGGUUGAUACUUUCGGAUUUGCAUAUAAAGCAUUGAAUUUUUACCUUUUUUCUGCCUCAAGAAUCGAAAAAAUGAAAAUCUUUCUUAGGUGUUUCAAACCCAAAUUCUACAAGAAAUGCAAAUCUGCAACAAGUUACAUGAAGAUUCGGCUAGAAAUAGUAAGGAAAAGAAGGAUUGCAAUGAUUAAGUUUCUGAAAAUGGACAUUGUGGAAUUUCUCAAGAAUGGCCUUGAUUAUGAUGCAUAUAGAAGAGCAGAAGUGUUACUUGAAGAGCUUAGAAUUAUAUCGUGUUAUGACAUCCUUGAGCAAUUCUGCGAUUGUAUCUCAGAAAAUCUCUCUCUUAUGCUGAAGAAAAGGGAAUGUCCUGAAGAAUGCAGAGAAGCAGUUUCCUCUUUGAUAUAUGCAGCUGCAUGGGUUCCUGAUGUUCCUGAACUUAAGGAUCUCAGGGCCGUGUUUACGCGUAGAUUUGGGAGUUUCAUUGCUUCUUCUGUCAAUUAUGAACUCGUUGAGAAAACUGAACUGAGAAGAAGACCAUCACGUGAGCUCAAGAUUCAGACAGUGAAAGACAUUGCAAAAGAGUUUUCUAUUGAUUGGGAUCCUACAGCUUUGAACCUGUUGCUGCUUAGACAAACUUCAGCUCUGCAAAUUGAGGAUAAGGUCGAGACAGGAGCUGAUGAUCCGAAUAUUGAGAGAAAGAAAAGUAUUGUUAAUGAUCAAAGUGAGAAUGAGUCGGUUCUUUCACAGGCUUGGACAAGAGAUUCAUUGUCAAACCGUAGUUUAAGUUCGAGUUCAAGCUCAAGUUUCGGUUCUCCAAGAAGAGGCACUGAAAAGAAGAAGAAGAAGAAGAUUCUGCCUUACGGAAUAAUCUCUCCUUCAGAAACGAAACCAGGAGCUGGAAACGAUGAGAAAGCACAAGAGGAGAAGUUAGAGAAGAAGAAGAGUAUCGAUCAAGAAAACUCUAAGUUACUUAAGCCACAAGGCAGCGAAAAGGAAGCUUCUUCAACAAGAAAGAACGAGAGAACGUCGUCCUUUCAGAGACCUAAGCUCUUGGAUUAUGAUGAUGUAGUGGCUCGGCUUGCAGCUCUUCGCCGGAGAUAAGGUUUUUAUAAUUGUAAUUAGCUAAUUAGAAUUCAUUUUAUUAAUUAUGUAAGUAUAUAUCGCUGUUAGCUUGAAAUAGUAUAUUAGUUGUAUCUUUUCACCAAAAAAAAGUGGAGACUAAUAGAACAUACUGAGAAUCAAAUAUCAAAAUGUAAAAUAUUUGGUGUUUCUGUAAAUUAUUUUGACAUUUCCAAGUUGUUUUAAUUUUA